CAUGAUACACACAUCAUCAUAUCAGGAGUUCAUUCCAUUCCAUGGAAGGAAAGGCGAAACAAUAAGAACCCUUCCCCGCUAGCUAACUUGUCAACCAAACACACACACACACUUUCGUCAACUAAACCCUUUGCUGCUCAAUUUCCAAUUCCAUCGUUUCGUCAACAAGGUUGAAAGUGGCUAUGAGAUAGAGGAAGAUGGGUGGUUGCUGUUGUUGUUCUACCAAACAAACUGAAUUGUCUGCUCCUCCUGCGUACUACUACUACCCGAGAGUAUCGGAGGAGCAUGUUCCACUGUCAGCUCACCAGGGUGCUGCUCCUGCUUUUUCUGGUGGGCUCUUAGUUGAUACCAAUCUAGACACUUCAAGUCCUGAUACUUAUAGACCUCCUCCUGCUCCUAUACCUUUUGAUGUUACUACUCAAACUCCACCUGUGACUCAAGAAAUUCGUGCUGACAAACCUAAUGCAUCCCCACGUACUACAAAUUCUAAUUCGAUCCAAGAAACAGUUGCCGGGGACAUUCAUGGGGUCUCAGCUAAGUCAGAAGACUUGAAGGGAUCAGAAUGCAAAGUUCAAACUGAUUUAGAACUUGACUCGGCAAAGGAUUCUGAAGUUGAACUUCCAAAGUUGGCUGAGCCUAUCAUUUUAGUCGAAGAAGAGGAGGAUACAUGCCCAAUUUGUUUAGAAGAAUAUGAUGAAGAGAAUCCACAACUCUCUACAAAAUGUGAUCAUCAUUUUCACCUUGCAUGCAUUCUGGAAUGGAUGGAAAGAAGUGAAAGCUGUCCCGUGUGUGAUAAGGAUAUGAUAUUCGACCCUCCCAUUGAUUAAUAGAUACCAACAGCUUAGUUCAAAAUUCAAAUACGCUGUUAUAUACUGUUUGGCAGGCAAGGUUACAAAAUCAACAGUUUUCUGUUCUAGCAACCUGAGUAUAUGGUUGUAUUUUAUUUCUUUAGCUUUCUGAGUAUUCUGAGGUUUUCACCCGUUUUCCCCCCUCGUCCCUUGUGUUGAUGCCGGGGAAUUGAAGAAAAGUUUAAUAUACCAGGGCAAUAGCCGAUAGACUGGGUUCCAAAGUAAGUUUCAUUCCAUUACAUAGUUUUUUAAUUAGAAAGUUGAAGUGCAAUCAGGAUACGAUAUGAACUGGUGUAAAUAGAACUUGUGAUGAUUUGCAGUCUUGCACAGAUUAUUCUUAGAGACAUGUUAGUUAUAGAAUAGAGCGGUCAAUUUGUUCUUUUUGGUUCUUCUGUCUGUCACUGUCAGCAUUCGACUUUUGUUAGAAGAAUGGACUAUCUUUCGUUCA
This is a messenger RNA of Lotus japonicus, 1296 nucleotides long. RefSeq names its product probable E3 ubiquitin-protein ligase RHB1A. Gene Ontology annotation, molecular function: ubiquitin-protein transferase activity. Bases 198 to 827 code for a protein of 209 amino acids. The record is from RefSeq and is a predicted model, not a curated record. NCBI's taxonomy places the organism in Eukaryota, Viridiplantae, Streptophyta, Magnoliopsida, Fabales, Fabaceae. The transcript has 5 exons.